Messenger RNA from Haliaeetus leucocephalus (bald eagle), 1477 nucleotides. It is a transcript of the gene LFNG, whose product is annotated as LFNG O-fucosylpeptide 3-beta-N-acetylglucosaminyltransferase. The transcript is spliced from 8 exons. Bases 1 to 1116 code for a protein of 371 amino acids. Gene Ontology annotation, biological process: regulation of Notch signaling pathway; pattern specification process. NCBI's taxonomy places the organism in Eukaryota, Metazoa, Chordata, Aves, Accipitriformes, Accipitridae. Gene Ontology annotation, molecular function: O-fucosylpeptide 3-beta-N-acetylglucosaminyltransferase activity. Gene Ontology annotation, cellular component: Golgi membrane. The record is from RefSeq and is a predicted model, not a curated record.
AUGCUGAAGAGCUGCGGGAGGAAACUGCUGCUGUCCCUCGUGGGCUCCAUGUUCACCUGCCUGCUGGUGCUCAUGGUGGAGCCGCCGGGGAGACCGGGGUUGGCCCGGGGGGAGGCCGGUGGGGCGCAGCGGGCGCUGCAGAGCCUGGGGGCGGUGGCGGUGGCCCCCCCAGCCCCGGCGGUGGCGGCGGGGGGGGGGCCCGCCGGUCUCCGGAGCUUCGCCGAUUACUUCGGGCGGCUGAGCCGAGCCCGGCGGGAGCUGCCCGCCGCUCCGCCGAGCCCCCCGAGACCGCCGGCCGAGGAUAUCUCCCCCCGCGACGUUUUCAUCGCCGUCAAAACCACCAAGAAGUUUCACAAGGCGAGGCUGGAGCUGCUGCUCGACACCUGGAUCUCCCGCAACCGCGACAUGACCUUCAUCUUCACAGAUGGGGAGGAUGAAGAGCUGAAGAAGCAAGCACGGAACGUCAUCAACACCAACUGCUCGGCUGCCCACAGCCGCCAGGCCCUGUCCUGCAAGAUGGCCGUGGAGUACGACAAGUUCAUCGAGUCCGGCAGAAAGUGGUUCUGCCACGUGGAUGACGACAACUACGUGAACGUGCGGACGCUGGUGAAGCUGCUCUCCAGCUAUCCCCACACGCAGGACAUCUACAUCGGGAAGCCCAGCCUGGACCGGCCCAUCCAGGCUACGGAAAGGAUCAGCGAGAACAAGAUGCACCCUGUGCAUUUCUGGUUUGCCACGGGCGGAGCGGGGUUUUGUAUCAGCCGGGGGCUGGCACUGAAGAUGAGCCCGUGGGCCAGCGGGGGCCACUUCAUGAGCACCGCGGAGAAGAUCCGCCUGCCCGAUGACUGCACCAUCGGCUACAUCAUCGAGUCCGUGCUGGGGGUGAAGCUCAUCCGCAGCAACCUCUUCCACUCGCACCUGGAGAACCUCCACCAGGUGCCCAAGUCGGAGAUCCACAAACAGGUGACACUAAGCUACGGCAUGUUCGAAAACAAGCGCAACUCCAUCCACAUGAAGGGAGCCUUCUCCGUCGAGGAGGACCCAUCCAGGUUUCGCUCCGUGCACUGCCUGCUGUACCCCGACACGCCGUGGUGCCCCGCCAACGUGGUUUACUAGGAGGCUCGUGUCCCCCUCCAACCUCGUCCCGAAUUUCCCCGGUAUCCGACGGGCGUGCGGGACCCGCGUGCGGGUUGUGUCGGUCCGGCCUCACCGCGAGGCAGACGGACGGACGGACGUCGUUGCUGUGGUAUUGCACAGUGUGUGUGUGUGUGUGUACUGAAGGCUGCUGUGCGGCCCCCGUGUCCCCUGCCCUGCCUGCCCUGCCUGCCCGUGCCCGCUGCCUGCUCCGGCCAGGACGGUGGAGGGGGACGGGUCCUGAGCACUUAACCAUGGGGCACCCCCGCGGUGCUGGCGGGCCCCACGCCAUGCGUGGGGAGCGACCGCAGGCACUGCGGGCCUCUGCCUCCCCCGGGUUUGC